Lathyrus oleraceus (garden pea) is the source of this 1182-nucleotide messenger RNA. RefSeq lists its product as uncharacterized. Bases 136 to 354 code for a protein of 72 amino acids. The record is from RefSeq and is a predicted model, not a curated record. The transcript has 3 exons. Lineage: Eukaryota; Viridiplantae; Streptophyta; Magnoliopsida; Fabales; Fabaceae.
UUAUCUAAUAAUCUUAUCUGAUCUAGUGCAACAGUAGAACAGAAGCUUAUCUUAUCUAAUGCUAUCCAUAUAUAUCACCAGAAAUAAUACAUAAAUGUAGUUGGGAAAGUAAAAGAAACUCAAAAGCAAGGAGAUAUGGAUGCCAUGCAAGUAGCUCUGCCAGUUUUAGGCAUCGUUGCAGCUGCAGUUGCAACCUUCUAUGCAGUGAGUUUCAAUGAGAUCAGAGAGAAAUCGCUUCCAGAUUGGGAUGAAAUUGAAUCUGAAUCAGAAUCAGAAAUUAGAGGUUUUAGACGAUCAGCCAGUUCCCGACAGAGGCGAGCUAAAAGACAAGCUAGUAAAAAUGACAAAACAUAACUUCAACCAGAGGGAAAAUAAUUUUAACGCCUGCCAUCAAUUUUAGAACACUGAAAAGCAGUAACCAGAAUAAAGUCGUCUUGUGGUGACGGCAGUGGGGGAAAGGCAAUCAAAACGAGUGCCGGAAUAGGUAACGGAAGUAGAGGAGGGGGCAAACCAGAGUCGAGAUACGGUUUGCAAAAAAAAAUUCCCAAGGGAUGACAGCGGAUCCACCCAGUUAGCACCGUGUAGGGUUUCCUAUUAAUAGACUCUGACACCAUAUUGAAAAUAUUAAAGACAUAUGCAGAACAACAUGUGCUUCAACUACACAACAGAGUCUCUUUAUAUAAACUUGACGUAAUAAAUGCAAAUAAUUAUAAGAAUAGUUACAUGAUAUUGAAUCCUAACUAUUUGUUCAAUGAAUUCAUUCUUAACUCAAGCCCUUGUGACCAUUAUGGUGGAUCUCUUGUGUAAAAGGGAAGAGCAAAUGAAAGAAAUAAAUAAUGUAGAAGCAAAUUAUAAAUAAGAAAUAUAAGAAAACAUAAAAUAAUGUUGAGUUAGCUAUAACAAAUUGAUAUGAAUACCAAUGAAGGUUUUGUUGUUCGAUUCCAGAAGGAAUGGUAAAAUGGCAACUUCUUUAAUUGUGCAGUGGCAGCAUCAACAAGGCGUUGCUCACUCCCCCCUGCAAAAUAAAAUGUAUUUACUGUCAAAGUAAAUCCCUUCCAUUCACAAAAAGAGCAUAUGUCUAUCAACAAAAAGCUAAUUUAUAUUUUGUAUAACUUUCCUAUGUUAAUGUACCCCACCUUUACGUUACUGUCUGAAUAAACUAUAACAUUUUGAUAACGAUCA